Molecule: messenger RNA, 921 nt
Organism: Penicillium egyptiacum
Lineage: Eukaryota; Fungi; Ascomycota; Eurotiomycetes; Eurotiales; Aspergillaceae
Source: the annotation of a GenBank genome assembly
AUGGCAUUCUUGACUCGGGGCGCCAGAAGUCUCCUCAAAAGUCAGACUUAUCAAUUAGAAAGCACCUCCAGCUGGAACCUGUCAAAAACGGUCUCAUUCUCCACGCGACGGCUCAUUUCGAACAUCCACCGCCCAUCACUUCACAACAUCACACCACGGGCAUGCGUGAAGAGGCAAAUACUUCAAUUCCUUGCUAUAUCGCUAUCAUCUUCAUCACCAGCCAGGAUGAUCGACUCUAAACGUACUCCAUCCAUCCCCUUCAACCAUAAUGAAGCCGAUGUUAUCGAGAAGAACAUGCUCGACGACGGCUUCCGGACAUGGGGCCUCGUCGUCUACAGAUGCACUUACAAGAGCGACUCUGACUGGAAGGAGUUCAUGCGUCGCUUUCUCUAUCAUGUGAGAGACACGCUCGAGUAUUACGACGGCCUCGAUAUGCUCGAUUCAUUCGUGCCUACGGUGAUGGAUGACAAGACGCGGUUUGAUAGCGUGACUCCAUCUAUUGUGCGUGAUUAUUUCAACCAGUGGGCGCGUACUACGUGUGAAACCGAGCAAGGCGUUCCGUUUGAUCGUGCCCAGUGGGCAAAUACGGCACGGUAUAAAUUCUGUAUCAUGGUUGAUGAGGAGACGUUGCAGUCAGUUCUGGACAUUCCACCUGAGGAUGUCGAGGGUUAUAAUAACACCGGCUUUGUGGUUCUGGUCAAUGGCAGGUGGGAGCCGCGAUUCCUGAGUGAAGAGGAAGGUUAUACCAGUCCGCCGCAAGAGAAUAAUUUCGAGCCAGUGCAGGGGUGCACGCUGGAAGAUGUGGGCUGGAUGAAAGUGUGCUAUGAUCGGGCUCAGAUAGUGGCCUCUGCUUUUAUGCGCGACGGUUUUGACUGGGAGGCGCAGUAUAGGCGUCCUCCUGAGAUUACUUUCAACUGCUGA